CGAUUCAGUUCGUAAACUGUGGCAUCCCUUAUCUACUUUAAAUGACAUGUAUGUAACAAAAGGAAAGUGCGACAUUUACGUUAUCGUUUCGAUCUAGGAGUUUUCAAUGGAAUUGAGAGUUCUGCUGUUUGUAUGCUAUGUCGCGCUCAUCGCCGAGGCAAGUCUCAAAGAUGCUAGACAAGCGUUAGGUCUAAUAUGCUACGAGUGCCAAACAACGGACCCCACUUUUCAGGACUGCACUAGUUUAAAGAUUUGCCCAAAUGGAGAGAUAUGUCUGUAUGAAAAGAGAUCAACAAGCGUGUCAACUGAUUACACAAUGGGCUGUGCAACCCCGCAGGUGUGUAACGGUCAAGCGCUUAUCGUGGGACGGAGAGCACGUCCACCUGCUUCAGAGCAACUUGUUCAUGAGCGCGACACGACUAUUGAUUGUUGCACAACAAACUUCUGUAAUCUACCAUCCUCGACAAGCACCAUGCCUUCCACUACAAUCACCACCACUCUAACCCCAACCACACUGCCCACCUUUAUCCAAACAUGUGAUGUCUCAAAUGGUUACACUCUACUAAACGAUAAUCAAGGCAGCACCACACUUUGCGUAAAGGUUCACAGCGAGGCGAAACUGUGGGAAAAUGCCAGAACACAAUGUCGUCAGGAAGGCGGGGAUCUAGUCGUGUUAGAUUCGCCGCUGAAACUCCACCUGAUCCAAAUCGAGCUGACAAGCAUGGGACUAGACGAUGGCGUCAUGUUGUGGAUAGGUGCCCACGAAAUGCCCACGUUACUACCUUUACCUCGUCACUUCAACUGGGCAAACGGACAACCGGUUGAUAUGUCUUACGGCUGGGCACCCGGUGAACCGGAAGGUUACAAUCAGCACUGCGUCACGAUAAACCACGCGGGCGGCUACACACUGCACGACAACAUAUGUUGGUUUAUUCACAAAUUCAUAUGCCAACGUUUGUAGGGUAUCUCAAGACAUUGAAAUCUGUUUAAAUAAACUGGCAAAUAAU
This is a messenger RNA of Dreissena polymorpha, 1007 nucleotides long. RefSeq lists its product as uncharacterized. Lineage: Eukaryota; Metazoa; Mollusca; Bivalvia; Myida; Dreissenidae. Bases 107 to 961 code for a protein of 284 amino acids. The transcript is spliced from 7 exons. The record is from RefSeq and is a predicted model, not a curated record.